GACAGAGAUUGACGGGCACAAUUCAAGAGGUGGGGUUUGGGAGGCAAAGGGUUGGGCCCUAAGGAGUGAUGAAGAUGGGCUUCAGAUGUGGAGGUGGUGGAUAGGUUAACCAUGAGAGGAGGGCUGGACCCCGACCCAAGGUGUCCCCUAGUUUCGCCGCUAACUGUCUGCAGAAUUGCAUAGUGGGCAUACCACUGUGGACCCUGAUGUUGAGUGAGGUCCUAGCACGUGUGGAAGGGUCGAGGACGAGUUCGAGACAAUUGGAGGUCAAAAAGCGCAAAAACCGAAGAAAGUCCAAAGUUCGUAACAGUGAAGUGCAAGCGUCCAGAAAGCACCCGCAGUUCACGAUCAAGCAAGGGAGUUCACGGUCUCCUAAGACAGUGAAC
Linum tenue is the source of this 386-nucleotide messenger RNA. The record is from the annotation of a GenBank genome assembly. Lineage: Eukaryota; Viridiplantae; Streptophyta; Magnoliopsida; Malpighiales; Linaceae.